Molecule: messenger RNA, 3989 nt
Organism: Manis javanica (Malayan pangolin)
Lineage: Eukaryota; Metazoa; Chordata; Mammalia; Pholidota; Manidae
Gene: DDAH1
Product: dimethylarginine dimethylaminohydrolase 1
Biological process (GO): arginine metabolic process; positive regulation of nitric oxide biosynthetic process
Cellular component (GO): mitochondrion
Molecular function (GO): dimethylargininase activity; amino acid binding
Source: RefSeq, a predicted model, not a curated record
GCCGCAAAACCCGAGAGCGCCGGGGUGGGCGCGCGGGCCGCGCGCGGGCCGGCGCCCCGAGCUCUGGGCAUGCUCAGUCGCGCGGGCAGGGCUCCGGGCGCGAGCAGGGCUCCGUCUGCACCACAUUCACCGGCUGCCAAGGGGAGCCGCCGGGCGCUCGCAGGCUCGGUGCGCGCUGCCCGCCGGAGGACCCGGCCGCCGCGCCCCGCCGCCUCCCGGAGCCAUGGCCGCGCUCAGCCACCCCGCCGCCUUCGGCCGGGCCACCCACGCCGUGGUGCGGGCGCUGCCCGAGUCCCUCGGCCAGCACGCGCUGAGGCGCGCCAAGGGCGACGAGGUGGAUUUCGCCCGCGCCGAGCGGCAGCACCAGCUCUACGUGGGCGUGCUGGGCAGUAAGCUGGGGUUGCAGGUGGUGAAGCUGCCGGCCGACGAGAGCCUCCCGGACUGCGUGUUCGUGGAGGACGUGGCCGUGGUGUGCGAGGAGACGGCGCUCAUCACACGGCCCGGAGCGCCGAGCCGGAGGAAGGAGGUUGACAUGAUGAAAGAAGCAUUAGAAAAACUUCAGCUCAAUAUAAUAGAGAUGAAAGAUGAAAAUGCAACCUUAGAUGGUGGAGAUGUCUUAUUCACAGGCAGAGAAUUUUUUGUGGGCCUUUCCAAAAGGACAAAUCAACGAGGUGCUGAAAUCUUGGCUGACACUUUUAAGGACUAUGCAGUCUCCACAGUCCCAGUGGCUGAUGCUUUGCAUUUGAAGAGUUUCUGCAGUAUGGCUGGGCCUAACCUUAUCGCAAUCGGAUCCAGUGAAUCUGCGCAGAAAGCCCUCAAGAUCAUGCAACAGAUGAGUGACCACCGCUAUGACAAGCUCACAGUGCCUGAUGAUACGGCCGCAAACUGUAUAUAUCUAAAUAUCCCUAGCAAAGGCCACGUCUUGCUGCACCGAACACCAGAAGAGUAUCCAGAAAGUGCAAAGGUUUAUGAAAAGCUGAAGGACCAUAUGCUGAUCCCUGUGAGCAAUUCUGAAAUGGAAAAGGUGGAUGGGCUGCUCACAUGCUGCUCCAUACUGAUUAACAAGAAGGCAGACUCCUGAGUGGGAGGCCCUCCCUUGUAGCCGGCAAAGCUGCACUGGCCAGGCCGAAAACCGUACCCACUUCUGUUGUUGUCUCUGACAACCUGCUGUGCUGCUUUGCUACUAACUCUGGGUUAUAAAAGUUUCAUUCUGAGUUUAAUUGCUUCUUUCUGCACCACCCCCACCCUCCCCUCACGGUGGUACCUAACCUGUGGAUUUGCUAAAUGAAUUCAGCAAUAUAGAAAAUAAUAGAGCUAAUGAAUUAUUGAAACAUGGUUAAUAAUAGUAAGGACACCUUCACUUUAGUGUUUCUAUCAGUGUGAAAAUCGCUUAGUUGCCCAUGUAUGCUGAAGAAUGUCUUCUUGAUCAGUCAGAUAGGCUGGGGUUAUCAUUAAUCAUCUUUGAUUCCUUUGAAAUUCCCUGGUCCAUGGAGCCUCCCCUUUCCCUGUUUUUUUUUUUUUUUCUGAACCCUGGAAACUUUUUUCCAGUUACUUUCUUUUGCCUUUCCCACUUCUUUCAGUCACCUGCGCCUUGGGUAAAAUCCAGAGUCUUGCCUUCUAGAUCUCAUGCUACGUCUUCUGCCACUACCCCUACUCUUCCCCGGAAAGGCAAACAGGCCCCUCAGCAGAACUGUAACCAAAAUCAGAACGGCUGUUGUGGGGAGAGUUACCUACACAGAGGCACAUCCUGACAAGGUUUGCCCCAAAGAUCUCAGCUCCAGAAGAAGGAGGGUACCACACCUGGGCAGGUGAAUUCAGCUCCAGAUGGCUGCUGGGGGGUUGUGGAUCAAGAGGCUUGGAAACACCCCAUGGGUCCAACAUCUUAGGAAGGCUUAGAAAGUCUCUGUAAGUCACAUUCCAUGAAAUUUUGCUUCAUUACUGGCCAUAUACAGACCUUGGGGAAUAGAGCCUUAUUUUUUCCUUUACCUCAUUUCUAUUUCCCCCUUCAUGACUCAGCUUAUUUCCAGCCUUCUACCCCCUGCAGUUAUCUUCAUCCAGCAAAGUUAUUUUUUUCAAAAGGACAUCACAUCUAAAAAUGAUUAUUGAUGGUCUAGUGCAAGCCAGAUGGGGCACGUUCAGAAAGUCAUCGGCUUAGUGUUUGAAACCAACUGCAGACAAUGGACAAUUCUCGUUUGAAAUAUCCAUGAAUAUUUCCUGUGGAGUUCAAUUAAAACUUCUUUCCUCUCUAACCUUCAAAUUACACAACCUUAAACUGACACGGGUCUCUUACAAAGAACAGUGCCUCAGUGAAGGGAGAGAUCAUUGUCUUUCACUUAAACCUGAAAGAAGCAGCCUUUUAGAAAGCCAGGGACAUGGUACUUUCCAAGGAAUGGUGACUGAUCCAGGCAUGUUAUCAAACUUCCUAGUCAUCUCCACCUUUCUGUAUUGCCUCUGGCAUAUUGUUUAAGAUUAAGAAUCAGAGAUACUAAGAAAUACUACUUCAAGUCUCACUCUGCUUACCUAUGUGUUUGUAAUCAAACAUCCCUUAUAUCUGGUGACCCAGAGAGAAUUACCUUCAUUUGUCAUCUCCCCCUUAGCAAAUGAAAGUGGUAAGCCUCUGAGAAAACUGAGACAUCUUUAACCACUGUAUUUUUAAUUUAUUUGAUAAUUUUAUGAAUUUCUUGAGCUUUGAAGAAAUUCCUUCUCUUUCUUUUUGCUUAGCCUUAAAAUUCAUUUCACAGGUAAAUAUCUAAUUAUAUGCAUCCUGUGAGUGAACCAUAUCUUGGUCACUGUCAUAUUUCGAACUGUCUCAUCAUGAGUGAAUAAUAUGUUUUACCAGAGAGAGAAUGAAAGUUACCCAUAUGCCCAAGUUAAUAAAGAAAACUUGGCCUCUGCAGUUCUGGUUGCCCUUUUGGGUAAAAUCUGGCCCUACGCUGGCAGAAGCAGGAAUUCUCCCUGUUAGAGUUCAGUAGCUCAAAAUCAGCCACAGAAACACUAACCAGUUUAGGCUUAAUACUAAAGCUAACUGGCAUGUAAUUUUCAAUAUUUUUACUUCUAUAUUUCAAAUUAAAGAACUGUUCUCUGUUCUGUUUAGUCAGUUGCAAGUGAAUAGAUAUUUCUUUUCAACAAUUUGUUGUACAGAGGCUGUUUUUCAUUUUUCCUCUCCUUAUUUUCUUCUUUGCCUCUCUUUAUCUCAAGAAAUCACUUAGGAUCUGUGCACUUCCUCUACAGAAUCUUUUUCUGCACUGCUGUGUCUCCUCUAGGCUGUCCUCUUUGGACACCCUAUGUGAUAUGAUGAUGUAAAACCUAAAAUGUGCACAGCAUAGUAGUAGUAUUUAUGUGAUGUUUUCAUCAGCAUAAUGUUAUCUUGGAAGAAGAUACCCAUUACUUAGAUUCCCCUCUUGUCCAUUGUGAUUUAUAAGGAUAAAAAACUAACAGAAACUGCUUUUUGAUGUUGUAAAGCCAUUAGGAAUUGUAUUUAGGUAAGUAAAAGUUAGGUGGGAGUUAUUUGGUCAGUAAGGGUCAGUUUAAUAGAGACAACAAUAUAGAGAAAGUACAUUAUUUAGCAUUAUUUCCUCAACUGUGAUGGAUUGCUAAGAAAUCAGCAGACAGAUCUCGCUAAUGUCUAUUGAUUGCUCUUUUAAGCUACAGUGAACAGAUUACUAAGGCUACCUCUUCAUCUGUAAGAGGGGAAAACAGUCCAUAAAUGAAUGAUGUGACUUAUAUAGAGUUGCAUGUCAGCCUUUGUAAUUAUUUACUGUUUAACAUUCUACAGAAUUCAGACAUGAUUUCGACGUGGUGUUAGAUCUGUGCAUUUUACAUUACUGACCAUCUCGUUCCAGCCAGUGUGUGGUUAUCCACUCUGUGUGCCAAAACCAGUAAUGCCUUUCAUGGCCCUUUAGUCCAGAGAAGUUCUGCACUGAUAGUCUCUUGCUGUCCUGUCCUACAAGUAACCAAUCACGAUGGAAUAAAGUGUGCAUUGUACAAUG